Molecule: messenger RNA, 3051 nt
Organism: Naegleria gruberi
Lineage: Eukaryota; Heterolobosea; Eutetramitea; Acrasida; Naegleriidae
Exons: 1
Coding region: 1-3051 (1016 amino acids)
Biological process (GO): motile cilium assembly
Cellular component (GO): ciliary basal body
Molecular function (GO): protein binding
Source: RefSeq, a predicted model, not a curated record
AUGAGUGAAGACGGGGAUGUCUUUCAUCCCAUAGCCGACGAUAAUGGUUAUUCGAGGCCUCUUUCAUCGGCCAGUGAUACAUCCUCGGCUCGUCGAACAAAGAUGAAGAAACAAAAAGUAGUAAAAAAGAUGGAUGAAAAUGGGGAAUUAAGAUACUACAACCCAAACACUGGAGAGGAUGUCACGGAAAAAGUACUUAGACAAAAGAAGAAGAAGAAAACAUCCACUGCUGAAAAUGUGGUUGAGACUGAAAUGAAGGAAGUACAAAGACCAUCAAUUACUCCUCCACCAACUGUCAGAAACCAUUCCCCUAUUCAACCUUCUGUACCAGAUCAACCAACACAUCAGCUAACAACUCAACCAACACAAUUAGAUGAAACUGAAUCGGAUUAUAAAUCACCUGAAGAGGAUGAAACAAAAACUGGUCGGAAAUAUUCCCCUCCUUCGCAUCACUCACAACAUUCACAACAGAGUGAAACAAAGGAAGUGCCGAGACACACUAUUACUCCUCCACCAACUGUCAGGAACCAUUCUACUAUUCAACCUUCUGUUUCAAAUCAGCCAACAGAUAAAUCAGAAAAAUUGGAUGAAACUGAUUUGGAUUAUAAUCAAGAAGAUGAAACCAAUAGUGGUAGGAAACAUUCUCCUCCAGUUGCAGAAGAGAGCCAAGAUGACUCAGGAGAGUCCUCAGUUACUGAACCAUCUGAAAACGGUUUGGUCAAGGAAUCUCCAAUGGAUGAUCUCUAUAAGGAAUCUAAUCAACCAGCUGCAGCAUUAACUAGUGGAGCAGGUGGAUUAUCUGCAAUCAGUCAUAAUAUUCAAAGCCAGUCAAAUAACUUGUGGUCAAUGAGUGGAAUUUCGAAACUGUACCGAAGAGGAUUGAAUUUUGUGAGGACAUUCUCUUUUGUUGACCCUCAACAGGUGCCAGACAUUAAAUCAACUAAACAUGCGCUUUUUGAUUCCAGUAAGAGAAAUGAUACAGAGAAGAUGACAAGGCCGAUUUUAUCUCUGCACAUCAAAGGUGCUGAUAUGUUGACAUUGGAUGAACAUUUAGUUCACCCAUCUGUAAAAGUCUCAGUUUGUGAUAUUACAACUGGUCAAUACCUAAGAACAGCAACCCUAAAUGAUAAAUCCACUGAGGUGGUACUUCCACAAAUGACCCUUCCUUUCAAUAUGAAGAAAACCAAAAGCUUAGUUCCAGUUUGGAAUGACAUUAUGUAUUUUGACACGUUAUACAAUCACUUCCUGAAAGAUAAUGUUGUUUUUAUAUUUGAGCUAAUUGAUUUUAGUUUUGAGAAGGGUGAGUACCAGAUAGCGUGGGGGUUCCUUCGACCUGUAAGCACAAGUGGAAGAUCAAACUCAGAGAAGAAUCUAAGAAUAAGACUUUUCAAAUAUCCUAGAAAGUUACAGCAAAUUGACUGGUCAAAAUUGUUUUCUAGACCUAACCAACAAAACACAGCAACUCAACCAAAAGUACCUACCAUUGAAGCUUUUCAACUUUAUCAAUCAAGAGAUAAGGUUAAACUUUAUCCAUCAACUCUGUAUAUAGAAAUGAAGGCAAUUCAAAGACCUCCAAAGAGAAAAGUCGCCUACCCUAAUCGCCCUCAGAAACCUAAUGAAAUUGAAAUAGGACGUCUAACAUUGACCGAGCUUCUUGAAAGCAACAAUGAAGAGGUUGUAAAUAUUGUUCAGUCUGAAGAAAUUAAAGAGAAAAAGAAGGAACAAUCCCUGCAAAGGUUGAAAGUUAAAAGAGAGAUUAAUGAACCUUGUGAAAUACCAACAAAGUUGCUACAUCAAUUUGACUCUGGUGACAAGGGAUGUCUCUGUAUGGAAUUUUCAAAAUCAGGUCAAUACUUAGCUUGUGGAUGUCAUUCCACUGAUGGAAUUGGAAUUCUCAAGAUAUUCGAUAUUUAUGAAGGGUCAAUUAUGGAUGUACUCAAUGCUCACGUAGAGUUGAUAUACAGUAUUGAUUGGAACAAUGAUGAUUCUGAAUUGAUCACCGCCUCAUCCGAUGGUACAGUGAAAGUAUGGAAUGUGGAGUAUGACAAGAAGAAGAGCUCAGCAAGAAAGCCAAAAUUACUGGCCACCUUUCAACAUCCUUCAUUUGUUUAUUGUGCAAAAUUUCAUCCAACUUGCAAGAAGCUGAUAAUCACUGGAAGUUAUGAUAAGAGAAUUAGAGUUUUCAACAGAGAAACUAAUAAGAUUGUCAAAGAAUUAGAAGGUCAUACCUCAAGAAUUAGUAGUGUGUCCUUUGAUGUAGCAGGUACAAGAAUGUACUCAGCAAGUGGUGAUGGUGUUAUUAAAAUUUGGAGUUGUAGACUUCGAGAAGACUCCUCAGUUGAGGAUAUAACUAACUCGUUUGCUUGUAUGAGAACAAUACAGGAUAAUGACCUUACCAAAUCAGCUGUUACUUGCAUUAGAUCAGAUCCUAAAUAUUCCCAGGAAAGAAUAUUUGUGCAUUCACAAGACAACAUGCUUAGACGACUUGACACUGGUCUUAAGAACGUUAGAAACAGAUAUCAUGGUGUAAAAUGUUUCAUCAAUUCUCAAAAGUCCAACAUUAGUCCCGAUGGAAAAUACCUGAUAUCAGGCUCAGAUAUUGGAAAAGUCUAUCUGUGGAAUGUUGAAACUGAGGAAUUAAUAUUUAAAGAAGGAAAAGAUUAUGGUUUUGAAGAAUCACCUGUAUACGACAUUGCUUGGAGCUCUAAAGAACACGUUAUUGCAUUGUGUUCAUUUGAUGGAAACCAACCAAUAAGAGUAUAUUGUUUUGAAAAACCAGUUGACCAAUCAGCAGAAAAAGAAAAUCAUUCACAAGUGCCAAAAACUUCAAUGCCUGGAGUAGCUAUUAAAACAGACAAACCAGAACUAAACAAUCCCAACCUUACUGCAACUAAUACAUCUAACCAAACUGUAAAUAGAAAUAAUUCACUAUUCCCUUUCUCAUUUGGAAGGGCAAAAACUCCAGACCCAUUUAAACUCAAUCUUCCAACCCCUAAUAAUAGUUUAGCUAGACCUAAGACAUCAAUGAUUCUUAAAAGUGCAAAACCAUAG